Molecule: messenger RNA, 10346 nt
Organism: Salvelinus fontinalis (brook trout)
Lineage: Eukaryota; Metazoa; Chordata; Actinopteri; Salmoniformes; Salmonidae
Exons: 11
Coding region: 228-7925 (2565 amino acids)
Source: RefSeq, a predicted model, not a curated record
GGAAGUACUUUUCUAGUGUGGCUGACAAGACUGAUGUUCUUCCUGAUUUAUGAACACACAGGCAACUUACUACACCACGCAACAAAUCAACUUUUCCCGGAAUUAAAUAAUGAACUUAGCUAUAAAGUUAAUUUCAAGACUUUGUGCUAAUAUUGAGCUAAAGAUUCAAAACGGGUGGAUUUCUGAUUAAUUUCACGAUGCACGACUUCUGAACGACCAGUGAGUGCAUGGAUCCCAAAAUGCCCAAGCGCUGUGCCGCACCAAAUUGUAAUAUCUACACAGAUAAAUCAGAUGUCCCCUUUUUCAGAUUCCCUUUGGACCCGGAGGGAUGUAAACAAUGGUUGAAUAAUUGUCAUCGAACUGACUUGGAGCCAAAAACCCCUGAGGAGUUGCACAAUUCCUUCAAAAUAUGUGCAAAUCAUUUUGAGCCUUCCUUGAUCUGUUGUGAUAGCACUUUAAGAACAUCCUUGAAAGAGGGUGCUAUGCCAACCAUAUUUGAUUUUACAAGCCAUUUGAACAAUCCAUCAGGCCGCAACGGGAAUAAGAGAAUAAGAGAACCUAGUGAGGCGGAGUUUGCAACCUUGAAGAAAGCUAAAGGUGAUUGGUUUGAAGAUGCUCCAACUGAGGUGAAAGAUAAGCCAGGAGAGAAUAGUGCAACAUAUGAUCUACAGCAAGAGGACCAAAGGAGAGAGGAUGUCUCCAACUCCAAAGCAAAGGAAAUCCUUAAAGUCUACUUCAAGGAAACUCUUGCCUUCACUGGAUUCAGCAUAGGGAACGAUGUAAACCCCAACACCGAUGAGCCGAUGGGAGGCCACAGGGGACAACAGUCUCUCAACCCCAUCUGUGUUGAAAGAAUUGACCAGAAAGAAGUCCUCCAGUUCAGUGAGAACCUCAUGCGGGAGGAGAUCCGGAACAGUUUAAGGUUGGCACGCUUUUUCUCCAUUCUGCUGCAAGAUGUCACAAACAUAGAGGGAAAAGAUCAGAUCCCCGUUUUCAUCAGGUCCGUCACUGUAGCAGGUUUCCCUCAGAAACACCUCAUGGGGUUCCUGCCCUGUGAUGCAGAUGCUGAGGGUCUGUUUUACAUGCUGCUCUCAAAAAUACGGAAUAAGUGGGGGCUGCGGAUGGAGCAUUGUCGAGGACUCACCUACCUGACCACAGGCAUUCUAUGUCAGAAAAUGAAAGAUCUCACCAGCAGGAUUCUGCUGGAGUUUCCUCAGGUAGUGCUAGCACCUAGUGACCCAUACGCUUUUAACAUGUGGCUCAUCCGCUCCAUGCCCAUGCCUUCCAUCCAGAAGGUUGUGAACACCGUGGAGGAGGUCGCCACAAUGCUUAGAGGGUCCCCAGAUCUUUGGGAAAGACUGGAAGGGAAGAUCAAGUCAUCUUACGGCCACCUUAAAGGUGAAGUGGACAGGAUCAUAGAGGCUUCCCAGAACACCUGGGAGUAUGGUGUUGAUGCCUUCCACACCAUGUUGGACAUUCUUGAGCCAUUCCUCGCCUGCAUCAAUGAGGUGUGCUCUGCUGCGAACGCAGACACUGCUACUUGUGAGCAGAUGGCCAAGCUCAAACCGAUCCUGAAGAACUUCAAUUUCCUCAUCACCCUGGUUGUCCUAAAGAAUACCCUCUGUUGCGUGAGUAUCCUCAACCCGAGUCUCAGGGGAGCCAUCAGCAUCAGCAGCACCUUGCAGUACACAAUCUCCAACGCCUUAAAGCUGGUCAACAAACAUCUGCAGGAGAUCGCAAUAUUCCACAGGAAGUGGUUUUCUGACGCAGUGGGCAGGGCUAAGAAGCUGGGAGUGGAGGUCGCUAGGCCGGAGGAGAGCUCACCUGAUACUGGCGAGGCAGGUGCAACUGAAACUUCUCUGGAGGAUUUCUACAGAGAGACUCUGAGCAGGCAGAUCUUACAGUACCUUGUUGCGGAGGUAAAGAGGGUGUUUAGCACUGAGAUGGUUCGGAUUCUGAGAUGGCUCUCGUUGGUGCCGUCUUAUAUGGCUGACCACAAUUUCAGUAUCCGCAGGGAUAAAGUGGCGGAUGCGAACUUGAACAACCUCGCUCGGCCCGACACGUUUUACGAUGAGCUUGGUUGCUGGGAGGUGAAGUGGAGACAUGCUAGCAAGCGGAGGAUCCUACCCACAACAGUGUUUGCAACAUUGAAAAUCCCAGAUAUUGCAUUUUACCCAAAUGUGCAGAGCCUGCUGAGAGUUCUGGGCACCAUCCCCUGUGUGAACGCAGAGGCAGACGUGUAUGGGCAGUACAACAUGGUGCUGGAGCGGUACCAGUCCUACCUGAAAGCCACACCGGAGGAUCAGAGACUGUGCAACAUGGCAUUUGUCUAUGUCAAUCAAGAUGUGCACUUCAAUGUUGAAGACAUGGUGGAGUCCUAUGUGGAGAAGCAUCCUGACAUAUUGCAGUUGUUGCAUAUGGAUGAUGAGGUGAUGGAGAUGCACUCUGCGGCUGAACCAGUCUCUGAGAAUGAUGGAAAACACACUCUAAAGGAGAAUGUUGAUGAAACACAAAAAGAACCACAGGAAAUGGCCUUGGAGAUGGAGAGAGUGGAGCAACCGAAAUGCGUAGCCUCAGAGACUAAUAAGGAGGCGCUCAAAUCUGCUCUGCAGGCUGCUGUGACAGCUGCAUAUAACAGCCAGAGCAGACAGCCUGGUGAGGCCUCUGCUGAACAGGACGGUGAGGUUGAAGACACAUUAAAAUAUGUAUCGAAGUCUGAGAUGAAAGAAGUUCUCAGAGUAUGCGAGGAUGCAGUCAGGGAGGGAAUACUUUUGGAAGUGGGCACUUCCUUUUUCUCUCUGUUCAUCGACCGCGUUGUGAAGUUAGGGGAGAAAAAAUAUCUUCCCCUCUUCCUCAGGUUUGUGGACAGUUUUGAUGUCAUGCGAUUGGAGCUCAUGGGUUUUCUGGAUGUGGAUCUUGACUGCGAUGCCAUGUCAGAGCGCAUAUUGGAAAUUGUCACCAAAGAGUGGUGUCUCGAUUUGUGUUACUGCAGAGGUCAGGCCUACCUAGGAUCCGGUGAUGUCUCCUACAAGCUGAAAGCCUUUGCCUGCAAAAUCCAGGAAAAGUACCCCCUUGCAAUAUGCACACACAGCUCUUGUUACUCAUUUAACACAUGGUGGUCAAAAUCCACCCCUGUGCCGUCAGUCAAACGGGCCCUGGAUGUUUUUGAAGAGGUGUUGAUGUUUUUUGGGAGCAUGCCUAUGCUUGAGAAACAGCUGGAUCAUGUCAUUGCAUUUGGACUUAGGGAAAGUUAUGAAAAGGUUCAAGAAUUGCAGGGUAAGUUCUGUACCGUCUGGCAGGAGAAGCACGAUUCCUAUGAAGUCUUUGUGCAGAUGCUGGAGCCCCUUGUUGAAUGUUUGGAGAAAAUCAAGAGCAACCCACAGAGAUGGAAAUCCUCACUCUCUCUAAAAGCUGGAGCACUGCUACGUUUGAUAAGGGACUUUGAUUUCAUUGUUCCCAUGGUAGCCCUGAAGAAUGCCUCAUCCUUUACCAGGGAGCUGAGUGCAGGACUCCAGAAGGAUCAUUUUAGCGCAGCAUCACAGCUCUGCCAGAUCAGUGGUAUAGUGGCUACUCUCAACAGGGUCAAAACAAACAUCAAGGUCUUUCACCAGAAUUGGUUCGACGAAGCCUGUGCCCUUGCCCAGAGUCUGGUUGUGCAGAUAAAAGUGCCUGAUAAUUCAUCUGCGGCCAGGGAUAGCAUGAUCAAGCCAGCUCUGUAUUACAAAGAUUCACUGAGUGUGCCCCUAGUGGACAACCUCACUAAUGCUGUGAAGGAUCAUUUCUCUGAGGACCACAAAGAGGCCCUAAACUUCUUAUCCCUGGUUCCCUGCUCUGUGACUGUGAGUUACAUGUUUGAGAUCCUGAGGUCAAAGCCUCCUCUCUACGCCAGUGAUCUGCCUGACUCUGACAACUUCUUCACAGAGUUGUGCUGCUGGAGGGUGAAGUGGAAGACCAAAGUUGCGUCAGUGACCAUCCCAGACACCAUCUUUCAGACUCUCCGUCUGCCACUCAUGCAAUACUUUGGGAACAUCAAUACACUGCUGAGGAUCAUGUCUGUGUUACCCAGCACGGUACUGGAGAACUGUGGGGAAGCGAUGCGCCACAAGAUGUUCCAGGAAUACCUGAGGAACACCAGCUCCAAGGACAGGUCCCCAUGUCUGGCCAUGCUGCAGGUGGGAACCAACUUCAGCAGAGAUUUGGACCGGAUGGUGACUAAGUGCUUGAAGGUCACUCCCCAGGCUUUAGAGGGUAUCUGCUUGGAUAAAGAAUCCAAAAGUCUGAUGAAGAACUCUGAAGCUAACAUGGAAGUGGAUCAUGACAAAGAUGGAACAGAGGAGCUUGAGAAUCAACAGUCUUCUGACAAGAAUAAAGAUCAGGAAUUGAAAGCAGUGGAUGAGAAUGGGCACACUGGAGAUAAUCGACAGAGUUUAGAAGCAGUGUUCAGACAGGCUGCACGUUUGGGGAAAAAUAAGUGCCAGCUUUCCAAACUCUCCAAAGAAGAUCAAGACCUUCUCAUCCAGGAUCUCGGCAUGUGCCACUGGUUUGGAAGAGAUGGAAAGUUCACGUGUAACAUAGGAGAGGAGGAAAUGGUACAGCUUCUUACAAAAUCCAUCAGGGAAGUCAUACUAUCAGAAAUACAGGAGUCCCCCUUCUUUUCUCUUAUCACAGAUAAACCCGUUGUAAUUGCUAAUAAGAGCUAUCUACCUGUCUUUGUCAGAUAUGUUGGGCAAUGUGCCCCCAAGGUAGAGCUCAUUGGUUUUUUGAGAUUUUUUGAAUCCUGUGAUGUUGAUGUUCAAGCCAAGAAUCUCUCUACGACUCUAACUGAAGACUGGGGAUUGCCGAUGAGUCAGUGUCGUGGACAAGCAAUCAUGCGCAUGGGCUCAGGUUGUCACAGCCUGAAGAAGAUGUCUUUGGAGUUCCUUGAGAGCUAUCCUCUGUCUGUCAUCACACCCAGUGAGUCUUGUGGUCUUGCCUGUUGGCUAGCAGGAAGCGUACACUGCCAACCUGUCACAAAGAUGCUGCGAAUUGUGGAAGACCUCCUAAUGUUUUUUGACCAGUCACCUGGGCUAGAGGCAGAGCUAGCACAGGCCGUGGAUGGGUUACUGAAUACACCUCGGGAGGCCUUGGAAGAGAUUCCAGAAACCUGUUGCUCCAGGUGGAAGAAGAGGGAGGACUUUUUUGAUCUCCUAGUCGACACAUUGGAGGGAGUCUUGAGUUGCUUGGAUUCAGUUAGUGCCCAUGAUGCUGGAACUAUGUCGCUACAUGCACAGGUCCUCGCCACUGCUUUGAGAGAUGCAGAUUUUGUCGUCACACUUGUGAUCCUGAAGAACGCUUGUUCUCCUCUUCGGAACUGCAGCACUGUCUUCCGCUGUGGUAACCCUGCUGACAUCAUCUGUGAAGUGGAGAAGAUAGUACCAAUCAUAGAAACUCUGAACAAGAUGCUGGAUAACAUAAGCACUGUACAUUCACCUUGGUUUGAGGAAGCAUUCCAACUAGCAUCCAAGGUGGCCCCUCAGCAAGUGUGUUUCCCAGAGAAAGCUAACUCUUAUGAGUCUCCAGAGAUGUACUACAGGGAAAACUUGAGUGUUCCUCUACUGAGCAGCCUCAUUGAUGAAAUGAAGUACAACUUCUCCGACAGUCACUUAAAAGCCCUGAAGAUCUUGUCUCUGCUCCCCACCUGCAAUCCACAGCCCAUUUCAGAGCCAAUCCGCGCAGAGUCAACAGACAAGCUAUACAGUCUCUACCUGUCUGACCUCCCUGACCCUGACACAGCAGAGCAGGAUAUCAGUAACUGGGCCUCUGUCUGGACAGAGAAAUAUCAAGAUCUCUCACCACCAGCUUCUAUCUCUGAGAUACUGCUUCACGCUGAGUCUCAAUGCCAUCCCACAGUGACCAGACUGCUUAGACUGGUGGCUGUUCUACCGAGCGUCAGUAUGGAGUGGGACCUGAUGAAGACCACCCUGAACUCCAUGAGGGCUCUACUGAAGAACACGGUCUGCAAGGGCAGUAAAACAGACACUGUGAUGCUUCUUAUGCAUUACCCAACUGUUCAAAGACUAGGGGAGGUCAUUGAGAAGUGCAUCGAAGUUGACCCAGAAAGCAGGCCAUGUCUUGAGCAGGUGAAGAAACAAAUUGAAGGUCUGAAGCUGGAAAGUGAUUUUAGAGCUUUGGAUGUAAACCCUGAUGGAAGACAUGAACAGGCAGUUGAGGAACACCAAGCUGGUAUGUCAGAUCAACUCCCUGCAGGAAAGCUGAAGGCAGAGGAGGCAGAGUACUAUGUGGAAGAUGCUGUGAUCAAGGAAGACGUUGUGAUCGCUGAGGAUGUUGAGAUCGCUGAGGACGUUGUGGGGGCCAGCGUGGGGGCCGGGGGUGGCGGGAAAGUAGAAGUCUGCGUGAUAACAGAGGAAGUCAUGUUUGCAGAGGACGAUGUAAAAGCAGUGGACAUUGUGUUAGCCGAGGACGACGUGAAGGCAGAGGACUGUAUUGUGAUAGUAGAGGAUGGGGUCAUAGGUCAGAAGCAGACCAUGUCUUUCUACGACCCACCUGUGCGUGAGGAAAUCCUCAAGGAACUCUGGGACUCACAGUUCUUUACAAUAAUAACGGAACGGGCAGUUGAGAUCGAGGGACAGCUCUACGUUCCCCUGUGCAUCAGGUACUUGGACAAACAGGACACUCAGUGCGAGGAGACUGUAGCGUUCAUCCCGUUCAGCCAGGACACUGCUGUCUUGGCUGAUGCUAUUGAAACAGCCUUAUCAGAGAAAUUGGGGCUCAACAUGGAGUACUGUAGAGGGCAGGCUUUGCUAAGUGUUGGUGAGGUAGGGUCUCAGAUGAGGGCUGUUUCUGCUGUAAUAUCCCAGAAAUACCCCCUGGCCAUGCGAACAGUCAGCUCUGCUCUGUCUCUGAAUGUGUGGCUAGCCAGGUCAUCUCCUGCAGUGGCAGCAGCAGACUGUGCAGCGUCUGUAGAAAACAUGUUACAAUGGCUUACAGGGGACACAGAACGACAGACCAAACUGGAGGACAUGAUCAUUGCCAUGUUCCAACAUGAUGAGGGGAAGGGUAAUGAGCAUAGGGACAAGCUUAUUAAGAACUGGGAGAAAAGUCAUGAAAUGCAUGAGUUGAUGGUAGAGCUCCUGGAGGUAGUGAUGCUGUGCUUGAAUGAGCAGAAAAGUGAGGAGAGUAGCUCAGGGAGUGGCCAAGCACUGCUGUACUUCAAUAAAGUCAGAAGUUUUGAGUUCAUCUUCUCGGCUGUCGUGCUGAAGAAUGUCCUGAGUUUGACCAAAAAGCUGAGCCAAUCUCUUCAGGGCAAACCUCUAGAUGUGUUGCUAGCGAUGAAUAGCUUGCCUGACCUCCUAACUUCCCUCAAUGAAUUGAAGAGCGAUAUCGACACACAUCACAAGGCCUGGUAUGAGGAGGCUGUCGCUUUAGCUUCCAAGCUGCAGAUAACGCUGUUGCACUCUGGGCUACUAGAACCCCUGAGUCAGUUUUACAAAAUGGCGGUGAGUCAGAAGGUGAUAGAGCACUCCAUUGUUGAGGUCAGUGAGCUCUUCACAGAGAAGGUCCUCAGUACCCUGAGGUGCCUGGAGAUUGUGCCUUAUGCCAUGUCAAAGGUGGAAAACAGCAGUGUAAAUGCCCACGUUUUCCGCAUGUUCAAAGAUGACAUGCCUGACAUGGCCUCACUCCCCACAGAGAUGAAGUCUUGGAGAGAGAAGUGGUUGGAUCCCAUGUCUGGGUAUCUUCCAGCCACUGUGCUCGACACUCUGAAGGCAUCAGAUAUUAGGAGCUUUAGUAACAUUGAAACCCUCCUAAGGCUCCUUGUCAUACUACCAUUUUCCCGGAGGGAGAGUACCUUCAGGCAGGGAAAAAGAAGCCUCCAGGGGUUCAUACAGCAGGAGACCAGGUCAAUUUCUGAACUUCAUCCUCUGUAAAAAGUUGGUGUUCCCUCAAGCUCUCAUUAGCAUAAAGCAGGUUUCUGAGUUGGUGUCCUAUACUUCUGACCCACUGUAUCUUUGAGUAAAUAUCCAACCUAAUUUAGGUCUCAAUACAGUUUUUAACUUACUAGAAGACAUUUCCCUGCAUACAUGAAUGAUCUAAAUAUUUUGAUUGUUUUAUUUGUUUUCCUGCAAGCGUAUAUAUUUUUUGUUUUAAGUUGUUUGGAUAAUUGUACUGCCUAAUGGGACCAAUGUCUUGCCAAAAAUAGCAAUGCUCACCUGAGGGUUACCAAUGCGUGUGUGUGCCUUUAUGCAUAACUAACAGUCAACCCAAUGAACCAUAAGAUUUCAGAUGUCUGAAAAUGACACAGUCCCAUCAGGCUUUCUGAAAGAACGUUUAUUUUUGUCAGCACCAAAUAACAUUGGACUGAAUUUAAGAAUCACUUGCAUCAAUUCACUGUCAAUUAAUACGUUGUAUCAUUCUCUUCCUUGGCACAAAUCGAAAUGGUUAGUUCUAUCAUGUAGAUGUUUUAUGAUGAUUUCCUAGGUUUCCUGUCUAUUUAGGAGAGUUCAUUUUCUGUAAAGAAUUCUCCAAAAACUGUCUCCUUAAGAGUUAAACAUUCAUAUAUAUUUGUCCAAAAAAAUAAUAAAAAGUUAUAAAAAGACCUAAUGUUCUUAUUGUAUAUGACUUGUCACAUUGCAGUGUUAAGCCUACCAUAAUGAGUAAAUUGAUUUUCAUGAGUCACAAGAGGGCGCUAUAAGCCUUCAUUAUUUUGAGGAAAUUCUAUUGGCAUUUCAUUUAGGCUAUAUUAAGAGUACCCUUGUCUUUCAUAUAGAAAAUGUUUGAUUUAUAAAGCAUGUUUUAAUGAAGUAAUUGGAUGGUUUUUUUUUUGUCAGACUUCAGCUGAAUACAGCUGUACGCUCUGUUGAGGAUUGGAGAAUGUAAGAAUUGCCACACCUUUUGAUAUGGGAUCCAAGGCCAUAUAAACCAUGUGUAUCUUACCGGUUUACCAUCUUUAAUGGGAAUAUCACAAUCUUAGUGUCAUGAAGGUGUUAUAUAGCUACUCAUUGAGUGAUGGUGUCUACUGCUUAAUGUAUAUUAUUAAAGACAAAUCAAACAUAAUGAACAGGUCUUGACAACUAUAGCAAAGGGAAAUGUCUCCAUUCUCACAAUUGCUUAUUGUACUGUAGGCCUAUGCACUUCCAUCUUCCAACUGUUUCAUCCCAGUGGUCACUUUUAUUUCUUCACUUCCUACAUGGCGUUAUUCCUCCCGUGUCAAUAACAUGGUUAAUAUCUAAUGUCUUGAAUAUGUUGAGUGGUGCUGCCUGGCCUCGUAGCCAUACGAAGCAUACUAUACAUAUUUUUAUGCACCUCCAAGACAAACUCAGCAAAAAAAUGUCCCUUUUUCAGGACCCUGUCUUUCAAAGAUAAUUUGUAAAAAUCCAAAUAACUUCACAGAUCUUCAUUGUAAAUGGUUUAAACACUGUUUCCCAUGCUUGUUCAAUGAACCAUAAACAAUUAAUGAACAUGCACCUGUGGAGCGGUCGUUAAGACUAACAGUUUACAGACGGUAGGCAAUUAAGGUCACAGUUAUGAAAACUUAGGACACUAAAGAGGCCUUUCUACUGACUCUGGAAAAACACCAAAAGAAAGAUGCCCAGCAUCCCUUCUCAUCUGCGUGAACUUGCCUUAGGCGUGCUGCAAGGAGGCAUGAGGACUGCAGAUGUGGUCAGGGCAAUAAAUUGCAAUGUCCGUACUGUGAGACGCCUAAGACAGCGCUACACGGAGACAGGACAGCUGAUUGUCCUCGCAGUGGCAGACCACGUGUAACAACACCUGCACAGGAUCGAGUUAAACUGCCCGAGUUAAACCAGGAAUGCACAAUCCCUCCAUCAGUGCUCAGACUGUCCGCAAUAGGCUGAGCGAGGCUGGAUUGAGGGCUUGUAGGCCUGUUGUAAGGCAGGUCCUCACCAGACAUCACCGGCAACAACGUGGCCUAUGGGCACAAACCCACCGUCUCUGGACCAGACAGGACUGGCAAAAAGUGCUCUUCACUGCGCUUUUGUCUCACCAGGGGUGAUGGUCGGAUUCGCGUUUAUCGUCGAAGGAAUGAGCAGCCAAUGUGUGGUGUUCAAUGCAUACAUUCCAUCAGACUUCUGAAAAAAGGGCUUUACAUUAACCUGUUUAUCCACUUGUCCUUCAGACAAGGUGACUGAAAAUGUUGUCUGAUGCAAGAAACCACUUUCCAAAAUAAAUGUCAUUAUUAUUACUAUACCAUUAUUACAGAGAAUCAGACAAAUGAUGCUACUCUCUGCCUAUUGGCUAUUCAAGACAGUCUCAAAAUACAACACUUCCCCUUUAAGACAUAAUAAAUACUUAUUUUCCACCAUAAUUUGCAAAUAAAUUCAUAAAAAAUC